Musa acuminata subsp. malaccensis (wild Malaysian banana) is the source of this 3091-nucleotide messenger RNA. The record is from RefSeq and is a predicted model, not a curated record. Lineage: Eukaryota; Viridiplantae; Streptophyta; Magnoliopsida; Zingiberales; Musaceae.
GCCCGGGAGAGUGAUGGGAAGGGAUGGCGAGAGGGCGGAAGAGGAGAAGGACGAGACAUGGUGGAUUAGCAUCUUGUGUCACUCUCAGAGGUAGGCCAAAGCAAUGGCUUAGCCCUGCACAUGCGACCACGUAAAAGUGUUCUUUUGCCAUUCUCCUUUCUCUGCCCUUCUUUUUUCCCCCAUUCCUCCCUUUACAGGAUGGUGAACUUUGUCUGCGCUCGUACUGCACGCAAACGCUUAAGCGAUAGACGAAUGAUUCCGGACCUGAUGCAGCAAAUAAAUCCUUCCUCGAUCCCAGCGAGCAGUCAAUGAUUACGAUGCUGAAGAGAAGAGAGAUCCGACUCUGAUCUGUGAUGCUUCUAAUUCACUCUUGACCUGUGUAACUCCAAUGAUUGCAUGAGGGAUGAAAUCUCAGCAAGUCACCGGAACUUUAACCUUUCGGUUUUCUCCAUGAGCAGUGGUUCGAGCAGCAAGUCGUUGGUAGACUUGAUUAAGAGGUGGAGAAGAAGGGGGAUGGAUGUACAAAAAGCUCGCUUCCAAUCAUGUCAAAUGCGUAUAUUAUUUUGCUUCCACCGGUGGCAUGUGGUUCUGUCAACAAAAACCCAACGAGUGUGUUCAUAGAAGCCAUGUUACUGAGCUUGAAGCAUCAAAGGAAAGGAAAAGAAGAGAGAGAAGAAUGGAAAAGGAGGGAUUUUGGGGCCUACAAUGGCAAUCCACCGGUGCCAAACUACCGCCGGAGUUGAAUUCUGGGCCCGCCGCCAGCGACCAGUUGCCGCAGCGCUUCCUCCACCUCAAUUGGAAGCAGCCGAUGGCCCACGACGCCGACUUCGAGUCGGCGCUCAGCUCGCUCGUCUCCUCGCCGUGCUCCAACCCGCCGGCCUCCGCCGACGGCAGCGGUAUCGGAGAGCUCAUAGGUCGGUUGGGAGGCAUCUGCAACUCCAACGACAUCUCGCCGAGUUCUCGAUACCGUAGUGCUGACGCUUCUUGUUACGGCACUCCGCUGAAUUCCCCACCAAAACUCAAUCUUUCCGUGAUAGAUCACCGGCAACAGGGAAGAGGAGGGCCACCGAUGCCGGUGAAUCGAGUGCCCGGACCCCAUCUCGGGCCACUUUCGGCCGAACCGGGGUUCGAGGACGGCGCCGCAAGGCUUUCUUGCUUUGCAGGAAGGAGCUCCGGGAGUUUCGCAGGCCAAUUCGGGUUCCUGUCGCCCGGAAAUCUUUCGGAGGCCUCGCGCAGCGAAUCUCCCAAGGCAGGUUUUGGGUCUUGCGUGGGAGUUGGACAGAGCAGGAGCGAACGCCCUGCCCAUCUGGAGACGGAGAUGAGGUCGACAAUUGGUGGAUCUUCGACAGCGGAGGAGUCCGAGCUCGGAAAUGGCCCGGAGGAGUCGUCGUUGUCCCAUCGGAUGACGGCGGAGGCAUCAUCCCUGAGAGGUAUCGCAGACAACAAUUCAGGGAAAUGGAAGACAGCGGCAAAGCGGAAAGGAAGGGAGGCACCUUUAUCUUCUUCUGCCACUAAUCCCCCGGCUAAUAUGACAGAGGAGGAGAACUCCGAUGCAAAGAGAUGCAAAUCGGCUGACAGAAAUGGAGGUGCAAAGAAUGCGGCGGUGAAGCCGAAGACGGAGCAGAAUGGAGAUCCUGGCCACCGCGAGGGCAAGGAUAAUGAUCACAAGCCCCCUGAGCCACCGAAGGAUUACAUCCAUGUGAGGGCGAGAAGAGGACAAGCCACUGAUGCUCACAGCCUCGCCGAGAGGGUUAGAAGAGAGAAGAUCAGUAAGAGGAUGAAGUUUCUGCAAGAUCUUGUGCCAGGUUGCAACAAGGUGACCGGCAAGGCUGUGAUGCUUGAUGAGAUCAUAAACUAUGUGCAGUCACUGCAGCGGCAAGUCGAGUUCCUAUCCAUGAAGUUAACCACCCUGAAUCCCCAGAUGGAUGUUAGCAUGGAAAAUUUCCUGCCAAAAGAUAUGUAUCAAUCUCGUGGACUGAUGCCACAGCCAGUUUAUCCGGCAGAGAUAGGCACAGUGUUGUCGUAUGCUCACCAGCCUCAGACUAUCGCUCUCCAGAGCGUCAUGACAUCCGGUCUCGAAGCGCAAUUCUCCUUGAAUUCAUUACAAUCCUCCUUACGACAGUCUCAGAGUAUGCAACAUGCCACCACGGACGCAUACACAGAUGCUCCCUCUCAGCUUGGGGGUCUUUGGGAGGAUGACCUGCAGAGUGUUGCUCAGACUGGCUUUGGGCAGAACCAUGGCCAAACGCACACUAGUCGCAUGAAAAUUGAACUCUGAUCAUGUGAUUUCAGAGUAAAGCCUUCGUAUAUAAAUGAGACGUGCUUUGAAAUAGCAUUGUGAAGUUUUUGCUAAUGACCAUUAGGUCUGCGCUCGUAAUUGAUGUGGAGAUUUCUUUUCAAAAGCACAGGUAAGAUUGUAACAAAUGAAAACAAGACGGUGCAGGAUUUCAGUAUGAAGAUGUGGUUCUGUACUCCCAUAAGUGCCAUGUUCAUAAGUUCAUGAAGGUGUUUUCAUGAUUGUGUGCUGCAACUCUCCUGCUGCUUCCAGCGAUUCGACGCUAUCGCAUAUUUGGACUUUGGACUGCAGUGAGAAUCCAACCAACCUAGACAAGGAUGAGGGCCAUGAUUGUUAGUGGAUUACUGCAUCUUGCUGCAAUUUUUUCGGACAAGCAUCAUGGAGUGUUUUCCCUGUUGAUGUGAUGCCAAUCGAACUAAAAAUCAUCAGAUGUGAUGUUCUGUUUUCGAUCAGGUCCGGAACGUAACACCUUGAGAACAGUUUUGUGUUGGUAAUUAUUCCCUUCAUUAAACAUGAUUGCAGUACUCAGCCAUGAAUUCCAUCAGUCAUGUACUAUUGACUGUAUCCUCUCUUCCCUUUCAACUCCACAAGCUGUGGGGUAUUAUCAAAUACUCCAAUCAUCCUAAGCCAUGAAAGACUCAUGAAGCUUGGAAUUACCAGCAAAUGUCUCUUUCCCUUCGUGAUGUAUCUUUUCUAUUCUUACUUAAGAUCUUGGCUCUUUUAUCUAGUUGCAUAGAUGUAUAGAAGAAUCAUAAUGGUUUCAUGUAGCUGCUGCAUGUUGAUUGGUUUCCCUUA